Plectropomus leopardus (leopard coralgrouper) is the source of this 658-nucleotide messenger RNA. The record is from RefSeq and is a predicted model, not a curated record. NCBI's taxonomy places the organism in Eukaryota, Metazoa, Chordata, Actinopteri, Perciformes, Serranidae.
GGGGACAACGGUAUCGGUUUCCCAGGUCAGCAGGGUCAGUCAGGCCCCCAGGGGGAAGAUGGCUCUGUGGGGCUCCAAGGAAACCCCGGACCCCCGGGGCGAGAUGGAGCUCCAGGACCUCCAGGACAAGAUGGACCUCCUGGACCCAAAGGUCGUCGAGGUCUGGACGGCGUCCCUGGUCCGGUUGGAUUUGUUGGGCUGUGUUUACCAGGAGCUCCUGGACCUGAAGGAGAGCAGGGACAGAUGGGUGUCAUCGGAUUCACAGGGACCCGAGGCCCAAAGGGUGUGCGAGGUGACCCUGGGCGGUCAGGCGUGGGAGUCCUUGGACCACAGGGGCCUUACGGGGCCCCUGGGUUUGAUGGACCUCCUGGGCCAGUAGGAGAAGUUGGUCCAAAGGGCCUGAGAGGAGCCAAUGGGAAGCCAGGAAGCACAGGUCUCAGAGGGGACGUGGGUCCUCCAGGAGCACUUGGGAGGCCAGGGGAUGAUGGGAAGCCUGGAGAGACUGGACAGCCAGGACAGAAAGGUCAAAUGGGUGCAGACGGGAUCAGGGGUUCUCAGGGGCCUCCGGGGCCUCAGGGGGACAGAGGAGACACUGGACCAAAAGGAUUCCAGACGCCUGUGGAGAUGUAUGGAGAUCCUGGAGAACCUGGAGAAGCCG